Molecule: messenger RNA, 2812 nt
Organism: Mauremys reevesii (Reeves's turtle)
Lineage: Eukaryota; Metazoa; Chordata; Testudines; Geoemydidae
Gene: SHISA2
Product: shisa family member 2
Exons: 2
Coding region: 155-1012 (285 amino acids)
Biological process (GO): negative regulation of fibroblast growth factor receptor signaling pathway; negative regulation of Wnt signaling pathway
Cellular component (GO): endoplasmic reticulum
Source: RefSeq, a predicted model, not a curated record
CGACCUCGCCCCUACACCCGGGACAGCUGGUUGCUUUGUCCCGUCCCCCCUUGCACAGCUGGGUGCUAGCAGAGGAGCCCUGUGCGUGCUGAGCCCCCGCCGCCCUUUCCUGCCGGGCGCGCUGCUGCCCCGGCCGCCGCCGCUGAGCGGUGCCAUGUGGAGCGGGCGCUGCUGGCUGCUGCUGGCGGCGCUGGGCUGGCUGCUGCCGGCGGGGGCCGGGGCCAGCGGCGAGUACUGCCACGGCUGGCUGGACGCGCAGGGCGCCUGGCGGGACGGGUUCCAGUGCCCGGAGCGCUUCGACGGCGGGGACGCCACCAUCUGCUGCGGCAGCUGCGCCUUGCGCUACUGCUGCUCCAGCGCCGAGGCCAGGCUGGACCAGGGCGUGUGCGACAACGACCGGCAGCAGGGGGCAGACGAGCAGGGCCGGCCGGACAAAGACGGCCCGGAUGGCGCAGCAGUGCCCAUUUAUGUGCCAUUCCUUAUAGUUGGAUCUGUUUUUGUUGCCUUUAUCAUCUUGGGGUCUCUAGUAGCAGCUUGUUGCUGCAGAUGCCUGCGACCCAAGCAAGAGCCACAGCAGAGCCGAGCACCUGGAGGUAAUCGGCUGAUGGAGACUAUUCCCAUGAUUCCAAGUGCCAGUACCUCCCGUGGUUCCUCUUCUCGUCAAUCAAGUACUGCUGCCAGCUCCAGUUCCAGUGCCAAUUCAGGUGCCAGAGCCCCCCCUACUAGGUCACAGACCAACUGCUGUUUGCCAGAAGGGACCAUGAAUAAUGUCUAUGUCAACAUGCCUACUAAUUUCUCAGUACUGAACUGCCAGCAGGCUACCCAGAUUGUGCCACACCAAGGGCAGUAUCUGCACCCACAGUAUGUAGGUUAUGCUGUCCAACAUGACUCUAUGCCUAUGACCCCGGUGCCACCUUUCCUGGAUGGUCUGCAAAGUGGAUACAGGCAGAUUCAGUCUCCCUAUCCCCAUGCCAAUAGUGAACAGAAGAUGUACCCAGCAGUGACUGUGUAAUUUAAAAAAAAUCACAUAUUUUAGCACCUAAGCAGAGGAGAAAUACUUUUGGAAUGAAGCUUGUAGAACCUCAUUUGUAAAUAAUUUUGAAAGACUCAUGCAUGUCAGACAGUGUUUAUAAACCAUUUCUUUACAUUGGAUUCAGUUGCCAAAAACUGUGUAAUGAUAUCUUUGAAUUACCAUUUCCAGAUAUGCUUCCAUUCCAGUUCAUGAUUAACAGUGGCAAUGGAUUAUGCUGAAGAUGCAUAUGCAUUUCAGAUAACUGUGUGUGAGAGAGAAAUGCCUGAGCUAUUAAGUGCCCUUCAGGUAUGGCACGGUGAAAGCAUUUGGCUACUUCAUAAAAAGAGUUUUGUUACACUGUGCAAGAUCACAGUAUUUAAGAAACCUCUCUUCUCCUCCUCUCUUCCACCAACUUUACAACAUUUCAUAUUGCUUUACAGACAAUCACAUUGUCAAUGGAAGACUAAACCGUGCAAUUAUUGUAAGUUAGAAACCUGCUACCAAGUCCUAUGAUUUCUUACCCACCUUAGGUUCAAGGUGGAAUGAGGUGUUAUUCUUAGUUUUUCACAAGAUUAUUUUCUUUGUCUCUUAUAUUUAUGUAGGAAUUAGAAGUGUGUAAAACAUUCAGCUCUAACUUCCAGUGCACUUGGAAUCAUUCUCGAUUUGAGUUUGACUCACGUUCAGGAACCAAUAGGGGUUUGCACAGUCUUUGUUUAUCUCAGUGAACUUUAAUAAAAAACAGAUAUGAGGUUAUUGCUUUCAUCAAAAUCUUUGAUACUGCUGUUGUCCUAUGCAUUUCAAGUUUGAACUGUGCUUGCAGAGAAAGGUCAUUUAGCACACCUCUACCUUGAUAGAACUCUGUCCUCGAGAGCCAAAAAAUCUUACCGCAUUAUAGGUGAAACCGCGUUAUAUCAAACGUGAUUUGAUCCGCCGGAGUGCGCAGCCCCGCCCUCCCGGAGCGCUGCUUUACCGCAUUAUAUCUGAAUUUGUGUUAUAUCGGGUGGCGUUAUAACGGGGUAGAGGUGUAUCUUCAAAUAUGGCUACUAAUCCCACUUCCUGUGAAACAUAAACCUGUGUGAAUGUGCACAAACAUGUCAAACCAAGAUCUUUCCCAUGGGUUUGUAAUGCAAUUCAACCAUGGGAAAAUGGGAUUCAUUCUAACCCAAACCUUUCUGAACUCCAGGGCCUGCUGACCCGUUCUGAUGCUAAAAUAUUGCCAAUCCAAAGGGAAUUUGGAAGGAUUUGCACAGCUAGACUAGGAGUCAGUUUCUGGAAAUACUAUUUUUUGUUAUUUGUGUUGAGAAUGAACAAAACAACAACCAAAACACUCAAGUCCUAAUAGCUUUUCAUUUUGUAUAAUUGCUUUAUAAGUAAAAUAUUUCUGCACAAUGUAGAAAUCUUUAAGCCUUCAAGCAGAUGGCAUGUUGCAGAGGGUGACUUUGCACUAAAACCUUUGAUUCCAUUUGUGAUAAAAUAGAUAAUCUCCUGAGUUUAAAGAAGCAACCAAUAUGCAGUAAAAGCUGUGUUAUCCAGCCCUGUACCAACCGGAAAGUUCUAUAAACCGGCAUUUCUAAUCUUCAUAGACAGUCUGGUUUAUAGUCUGGUUGGCAUGGGGCUGGCAGGUUCCCUACCUGGCUGCAUAUGGCUCCCCGGAAACAGUGACCUGUCCCUGCUGCUCUUAGGUGGAGGCAUGGCUAGACAACUGUGCGCGCUGCCUCCACCCACAGCCCCUCCCCUCCCCAAUAGCGCCCAUUGGCUGCGGUUCCCGGCCAAUGGGAGCUGCAGAGCCAGUGCUUAGGG